Phacochoerus africanus (Common warthog) is the source of this 546-nucleotide messenger RNA. It is a transcript of the gene CRIP1, whose product is annotated as cysteine rich protein 1. Gene Ontology annotation, molecular function: zinc ion binding. NCBI's taxonomy places the organism in Eukaryota, Metazoa, Chordata, Mammalia, Artiodactyla, Suidae. The record is from RefSeq and is a predicted model, not a curated record. Gene Ontology annotation, biological process: regulation of gene expression; intrinsic apoptotic signaling pathway in response to DNA damage. Bases 191 to 424 code for a protein of 77 amino acids. The transcript has 5 exons.
ACCUUUCUCGGGCCUUUGGCUUGGGGCCAAGGCCUCCAGGUCCAAGUCCCAGACUCAGGGGGCGGGGCGCUGGGGGCGGGUCCCAAGGGGGCGGGGUCCUGGGGUCCUUGAAAGGCGCGGACCCGCGGGACCCACCCAGUCCCGCGCUCGUCUGCUCCCGCCCCGCCACCCGUCCCGGACCGGCGCCGCCAUGCCCAAGUGCCCCAAGUGCAACAAGGAGGUGUACUUUGCUGAGCGGGUGACCUCCCUGGGGAAGGACUGGCACCGGCCUUGCCUGAAGUGUGAGAAAUGUGGAAAGACACUGACCUCGGGGGGCCAUGCCGAGCAUGAGGGCAAGCCCUACUGCAACCACCCCUGCUACGCGGCCAUGUUCGGACCCAAAGGCUUUGGACGCGGUGGAGCCGAGAGUCACACCUUCAAGUAAACCCAGGUUUUGGAGACCUCAUCCCUGGCUGCCCGCCAGGCCACUGCCCGUCUAGGCUGAUGGCAGGCCUUCUCCACAGGCACCUGUAGACCCCGUGCCCUCAAUAAACGGAACACUCAGAA